Messenger RNA from Cucumis sativus (cucumber), 2146 nucleotides. RefSeq names its product protein CHROMATIN REMODELING 4. The record is from RefSeq and is a predicted model, not a curated record. NCBI's taxonomy places the organism in Eukaryota, Viridiplantae, Streptophyta, Magnoliopsida, Cucurbitales, Cucurbitaceae. The transcript is spliced from 5 exons. Bases 173 to 1705 code for a protein of 510 amino acids.
UGGUAUUUUGAAUCGAAAUCAUCACCUUCGGUUUCUAUGAAUUUUCGAGGGAAAACAGAAUUUGUUCAUCAUCUCUAAUGGACAAACAAAGAUAUGUUCGUUCUCUAAUUUUAUGUUGAUUGAGCACUAAAGAUUCUGAAAAAUUAGGGUUCAUACUUUGCACCUGAAGAAGAUGAGGAUCAAGACUCGCCGUGGCGGAAGGUGCAAGCCUUCCCGGCGUUCCGUUACUUCUACUCCGUCGCCUAUGGCAUCUUCCCCUCUCCCUGACCAGGAUGUGCCGAAUGUAGAAGACAAUACUUUGCAUGAUGCAUCAAAUAAGGAAACUGACGAUGUGUUGGAUAAGAUAGAUUGCUUUCAAAAAGAUACUUGUACUAGAUGUGAUGAGAGUGGGGACUUGUUGGUUUGUACUGAACCUGGGUGUCCAAUUGCUCUUCAUGAAUUGUGUAUGUCCUGCGAGCCGUCGUUCGAUGAAGAUGGACGAUUCUACUGUCCUUAUUGUUCAUAUAAAAGAGCGUUGAUUCGUGUGAAUGAGUUGAGGAGGAAGACUAUGGUAGCAAAGAGAGCGUUAUCUGAUUUUAUUGAUACCAGGAUGGUUGGUGGUGACAAUUCACCUCGUAUGGGAGAGGCUGGUAAAAAGAAGUCAGAUGAUGUGUCAACUUGUGGAGGGGAUGUGAACCUGCCUAAUCAUGGGAGUCAUUUGUGCAAUGAGAGUUCACGAGAUCACGAUAUCCAGGUUGAGCAAAAUCAAAGUAAUGAAGGGGAGGACCGUGCCAGAGCAGGAGGAGAUGUUGAACCAACGUCAAUGGUGGGGGUUAACAGCGAAAUUCAUGAUGGCCCUAUUGUGUCUAAUGUUAGCAACAGCAGCCAUUCAGCUCCUACAGUUCAGCCAUGUGAGGAUAGGAUGGAUGAAGAAACUCAUGAGGCUGAGACAUCAGGUACACAUCAGGUUGAAAGUUUAGAAGAUAAAGAAGAUGGGAUAACAAUGGACAAAGAAAUCUUAAGGCCUAUAGAUGACAUUCAGGAUGACAGGAUUGCAAUGGAUCACGGACAGUUGGAGACUCCAGGUGCAUAUCAUUAUGGAGAAGCAACUGCUCAAGAACUUCAAGAAAAGGAUGGUGGUCGAGAACAAAUCCAACCCGACAACGAAAAGAUGCUUGAAAAUAUCGUUCCUGCAUCUGGAAAUAAUGAUUUGAAGAAUAAAACAACUGUGAAGAAAAGGCGCUUUAAAACUAAAGCUAAUAGGAGAACAGACUUACAGAAUGUCAAUUCUCCUAGAAAAUCGUUGCGUCUACAAACUCCAGAGGAAAAAAAGUCUCCUCGUAUACGAACUCCAGAACCUAGGAGAAAGUCACCUCAUAUACAAACUCCAGAACCUAGGAAGAAUUCACCUCGUUUACAAACUCCAAAACCUCAGAAAGAUAAUACAAUCAAAAUUGAGAAAGUUUCUGUCUCCAGGAAUCUAAAGCCGCAACCAGCGUCUCAUAAUCAACUCAAAAGCUUGGAUUUUCACAGUGGGAAGCGUAAGAGAAUGCGUUGGUCUGUUGAAGAGGAGGAAAUGUUGAAGGAAGGAGUUCGGAAAUUCUCUUCUACAACAAAUAAAAAUCUUCCUUGGAGGAAGAUUUUGGAAUUCGGUCGUCACAUAUUUGAUGACACACGUACUCCAGUUGACCUAAAAGAUAAAUGGAGAAGCCUUCUAGGCAGAUAGUCUUACUUAAUGGAUAACUAUUCCGAAUAAUCGCAAAGGCAUGUUCUCGAUGGGUAGCAAUCGUAGCAUUGGAACCUUUCAAUUUGGAUGUUGAAGAGACCUACAUGUUAAAUGAGUGAAAAGGAAUGCACAAACAGGUUGUCUUGAAGACUUUGAUUUGUAAUGGAAGGUAUAGAAGCUGUUGAGGAAGAACACUAUAUAGGUUGCCCAAAAUUCUCUUUAUGUUCCAUUCAAAUCCUUUUAAGUAGGUUAUAGAUAAGGUUCUCCAAUUUUGGUAUCCUGGUGUAGGUCGGUUCUGUUUUAGUAUGAGUUUUCGUUUCAACGUUUGCUCGUAAAUUAUGUUGUAACAAAUUACAUUUUAUGUAAAUAUCGGUUUGUUAGUUCAUGCUAUGAAAAUGUUCAAGCAAUUGAUGGAACUAUUGUUGAUGUGAUAUUGUGUAA